AUGGGGUAUAAAUCUGAAGAAAUCACUGAGUCUCUGAGAGACCAAAAAUACAACCAGGUGAUGGCCACUUACCUAAUUCUACAGCACCAGUCACCCGGGGGAGACUGCUUCCAUCACCAGGAGAAACCCAUGAGAGCCAUGCAGUCAGGCCAUGUCCUCAACCUGGCAGAUCUUCACACUUUCCCUAUGUGCUUAGGGAGAGCUACCAAGCCUGCUCUGCCCACCUUCACCUUGCCACCCAAGACCAAUGAGAAAGAGGGGAAGAGUGCCAGGCAGGGUGGCACAAGGCACAGCAUGUCUGCCGCCUUGUGCUGCCAGCCAAAGAAGACCCACCCUCCCCACCUACCCCAUCUGGGCUGUCCUGUGGCUGAUUCCCUCGUGGGCAGCAACCUGGAAAUCACUGAGUAUUUCACACAGACGGAGAUCGGGUCAUUCAGCAGCCACAUGGCCAGUGUCCAGCCACCUCUCUUUCUGGACACCUCCUCUCCUAGGCCACACCAGAGUGAGAGUACAGGUGACACAGACAACAACGUGUCCUCCUGCAGUCCCCAAGAGGAACUCUGCAGCUCCCAGGAGGCAUCUCAGUAUUUCACCCCCACAGGCUCCUCCCCUUGGGAUACAUUGCAGGAAGAGAACAUGAACCAGGAUGAGGCCAUCACCCAUGAAGCCACUAAGACCCAGGAAGGGACCAUAACCCAGGAUGAGACCAUCACCCAUGAAGAAGGGACCAUGACACAGGAUAAGGCCAUCAUCCAUGAAGCCACCAAGACCCAGGAAGGGACCAUGACCCAGGAUGAGGCCAUCAUCCAUGAAGCCACAAAGACCCAGGAACAGACCAUGACCCAGGAUGAGGAUGUCAUUCAGGAUGCAACUAUCACCCCAGAAGCCACCAUGACCCAGGAAGCAACCAUCAGGCAGGAAGAGGCUAUCACUCUGGAUAUGGCCAUGACCCAGGAAGUGACCAUCACCCAUGGCCAGCCCCAGGAUGCAGGUCCAGCUUCUUCCCGAACCCAGAGGCGCCACAGCUGGAAGGUUGUCAAGAAAACAAUCAUGAACUGCCUCAGACAGCUGUGUUGCUGCUGCCUGCCACCUGCAAACAGAGGCCGCACCUCCUGCAAAAACCUGGCUCCAAAGAAAAGGAAUCACGGAGUCACCCCUAGAACCAGCCAUAUCAACGAGGACCUGACCAUGGAGCAGGGCAGGGAGGCCCACUGCUCUACUGAGGAGACCUUCACUGCUGAGUAUAAGAUGAUGAUGACCCUGGGCCAAGGACAGUUUUCAGAGGUCAAACUGGCCUUUCAUAUCCCCACUGUAUCCUGUGUGGCUGUAAAAAUUUGUAGAAAUCAGAAGUAUGCCUCGCUUAUCAAGAGUGAAAUCAACAUCAUGAAAUCCCUUGCCCAUCCCAACAUAAUUAAAUUGUUUCAUGUGGUCCAGACCAGAGAGACCACCUACCUGGUGAUGGAGCAUGCGUCCGAGGGAGACCUGCUGCAUCACGUCCUGGAACUGGGGUCCUUAGAGGAGAGCGAGGCUCGAAGGCUGUUUACUCAGAUACUGCAUGCAGUGCAGUAUUGCCAUGAUAAAUUUAUCAUCCACAGAGACAUAAAGGCCGAUAACAUCCUCCUCGACCACAGGGGUAAUGCCAAGCUCUGUGAUUUCGGGAUCUCUGCUAAGGUCAUCCCUGGGCAGAAGCUUAGUGGGUUUUGUGGCACUCUAAAUUACUGUGCUCCGGAACUCUUUGGAAAGGAGGCAUAUGAUGGCCGCACCACUGAUAUUUGGAGUUUAGGUGUGCUCCUCUUCUUCAUGGUGACUGGGCGCUUUCCCUUCAAAGCUUACUCUGCUGUGAGGGUGAUACAGCAGAUCCUAACUGCAAACUUCAGGGUGCCUCCCCAUGUUUCCGUUGAUAUUCGAGAUCUCAUCUUGAAACUGCUGAUUAUAAACCCUUACAGGAGGCUCACCAUAGGCCAAAUCAUGAGGCACCCCAUGGUCAGGAACAGUGAGGCUUGUUUACCACCUACUUCCCCACAUCUCUACCAGGCACCCCGAGCCCUGGCAUUGUCAGGCCCAUGGCAGUCAUGGGGUAUAAAUCUGAGGAAAUCACUGAGUCUCUGA
This is a messenger RNA of Onychomys torridus (southern grasshopper mouse), 2109 nucleotides long. RefSeq names its product serine/threonine-protein kinase hal4-like. Gene Ontology annotation, molecular function: tau-protein kinase activity; protein serine/threonine kinase activity; ATP binding. Gene Ontology annotation, biological process: microtubule cytoskeleton organization; intracellular signal transduction; protein phosphorylation. Gene Ontology annotation, cellular component: cytoplasm. NCBI's taxonomy places the organism in Eukaryota, Metazoa, Chordata, Mammalia, Rodentia, Cricetidae. The record is from RefSeq and is a predicted model, not a curated record.